This is a messenger RNA of Cercocebus atys (sooty mangabey), 1009 nucleotides long. It is a transcript of the gene SPDYC, whose product is annotated as speedy/RINGO cell cycle regulator family member C. NCBI's taxonomy places the organism in Eukaryota, Metazoa, Chordata, Mammalia, Primates, Cercopithecidae. The transcript has 7 exons. Gene Ontology annotation, molecular function: protein kinase binding. The coding region runs from base 90 to 914 and encodes 274 amino acids. The record is from RefSeq and is a predicted model, not a curated record. Gene Ontology annotation, biological process: positive regulation of cyclin-dependent protein serine/threonine kinase activity.
UCUGGGGCUCGUGUCUGCGGGGAAGGGCUGGGCAAGAGGUCCGAGAGGUGGUCAGAAGGUCAACCUGCCCCAUCUCCAUCUCUUAUGAGAUGAGUGACUCCCAAGACCCCACCACUUCCCCUGUAGUUACCACCCAGGUAGAGCUGGGGGGCUGCAGCCGGCAAGAUGGGGGCAAUGGGUUCCUCCGUUUUCGCCAGCACCAGGAGGUCCAGGCCUUCCUCAGCCUUCUGGAGGACAGUUUUGUCCAGGAAUUCCUCUCCAAAGACCCCUGCUUCCAGAUUUCAGAUAAGUAUCUCCUGGCCAUGGUGCUGGUCUACUUCCAGCGCGCCCACCUGAAGCUCAGCGAGUACACCCACAGCAGCCUGUUCCUGGCCCUGUACCUUGCAAACGACAUGGAGGAGGACCUGGAGGGGCCCAAAUGUGAGAUUUUUCCAUGGGCCUUGGGAAAAGAUUGGUGUUUACGAGUGGGGAAAUUCCUGCACCAGAGGGAUAAGCUUUGGGCACGGAUGGGUUUCCGGGCUGUUGUGAGCCGCCAGUGCUGUGAGGAGGUCAUGGCAAAGGAGCCAUUCCACUGGGCUUGGACUCGGGACCGGCGCCCCCACCAUGGUGGGGUUCAGAGGGUCUGUCCACAGGUCCCUGUUCAUCUUCCCCGGGGUCCUGGCCUCUCGCCGCCCCACUGUUCCCCCUGUGGCUUGCCCCAGCACUGCAGCCGCCAGCAGCUUAAGCCUGUGUCAUCCAAGUGCCCUUCUCUGACCUCGGAGUGUCAUCGUCCUCCUUCCCAAAAUUAUCUCUCAAGGGUCAAAAACGCCUGGGGUGGGGACUUUCUCAUCGUCUUGCCCCCGCAGAUGCAACUGGAACCAGGCACCUACUCCCUCCGCAUCUUCCCAAAGCCUCCGGCACGCCCGGGGCACUGAAGCCCUGCAGGGUGAAGAACAGCACGCCUGCUGGCCCGCUGACUGACACACCACUGGCUGUGCCCCCACCCCUGCCCCUUCCUCCCAGCCCGCAG